AUGUCAUACGUGUAUUCAGCUGCAAUCUAUUCACCAGGCGAGGGAAAAAUCGUCAAAAAUCUCGAAGACGAGGCGCGAGGCUGGCGCGGUGAGAUAUCUUCUAGCCGAAGUGCCAUCAAUUUCGACGAUUUGAGUACAAACGGAUCAACAAUGCCCCAGUAUGAAGUGAGGGUACGAGUUCCGCGAGCGAACGGAACGCCUGCUGGAGCCGCGCCAAGUCCGCGGAACGAUGAUGACGAUUUUGCCAAUGAAACACUCUUCUUUGAGCGUAACCGCAUCAAACAACUACAAGAUGAACGUGUGCAUAUACAGAAGAAGACUUUCACAAAAUGGUGCAACUCCUUUCUGAAUCGGGCCAGAUUGGAAGUUGUCGACCUUUUUGUGGAUUUUGGAGAUGGUGUGCUACUUAUGAAACUUCUUGAAAUUAUCUCUGGAGAGAAACUGGGAAAACCUAACAGAGGGCGUAUGCGGGUACAAAAAAUCGAGAACCUCAAUAAAUCGCUGGAUUUUCUCAAGAGGAAAAAAAUCCAGCUGGAGAACAUCGGAGCUGAGGAUAUUCUAGAUCGAAAUGAACGUCUUAUUCUUGGUCUCAUCUGGACGAUUAUCCUUCGUUUCCAAAUUGACACCAUCGUCAUUGAGGACGAAGAGGAGAGUGGAGAACGCAAACACGCCAAGGAUGCGCUUCUGCUAUGGUGUCAACGUAAAACCGCUGGAUAUCCGAAUGUCAGGAUUGAAAACUUCACCACAAGUUGGCGUAACGGAUUGGCUUUCAAUGCGCUUAUCCAUGCUCACAGACCUGAACUGGUUAAUUUCAAUGCACUUAAUCCUAAUGAUCACAUUGGAAACCUUAAUAAUGCCUUUGAUGUGGCUGAAAGGAAAUUGGAGAUUGCGCGUCUUCUUGACGCUGAAGAUGUCGACACGGCUCGUCCAGAUGAGAAAUCUAUCAUCACCUAUGUGUCCCUGUACUAUCACCACUUUGCGAAACAGAAGACUGAACUCACUGGAGCUCGUCGUGUUGCUAAUAUUGUUGGCAAACUGAUGAGUAGUGAUGCCAUGGAAGAAGAUUACGAGCACAUUGCUUCGGAUUUACUGAAGUGGAUUCGCGAAACGAUCAAGAUUCUCGAAAACAGGAGAUUUCCUAAUUCUCUUGUUGGAAUGAAAGAAGAGCUUGGAAAAUUCAACGAGUUCCGAACGAUUGAGAAACCUCCCAAAUACAAGGAAAAGGGAGAGCUAGAGGCUCUGUUUUUCACAAUUCAAACUAAGAGAAAAGCUAUGGCAAGGAAGCAAUAUGCUCCUCCACCUGGCUUAUCUAUAUAUGACAUUCAAACAGCGUGGGACAGGCUUGAUGCCGCCGAGAAUGAUCGGCAACUUGCGAUUAUUGCUGAGUUGCAGAGACAAGAGCGACUCGAACAGCUGGCGCAACGUUUCCACAAGAAGGCAAACCUUCGUGAGAGCUGGCUGAAAAAUGUUCAAGUUAUUCUGGAAGACAUGGACCAAGGAAGGACUGCAAAUGAAGUUGAGAAAUCUCUGAAGAAACAACAGGCUAUCGCUAACGAUAUCCUUGCAAGGGAAGAACGCUUUAAACUGCUUACAUCGAUGUGUGCUGAUCUUUGUAAUGAGAAGUAUCAUGAAAGUGACAGGAUACGAAUAAGGGAAAGAGAUAUUAUAGAAAGGUGGACCCAUCUGUUGAAUUUGCUGGAACAACGCCGGAAAGCCCUCAUGGGCUUAAAUGAUCUCAUGUCGCUGCUAAGAGACAUUGAUACUCUAGCUAGUGAACUCAAACAAUUAGAGCCGGCUGUCCGCAAUCGUGAUGUAGGAAAGCAUCUACUAGGCGUAGAGGAUUUGCUUGGUAAACAUGAGCUGGUAGAGGCUCAGGUUAAUGCUCAAGGAACUUGGCUUACAAAUGUAUCCAACCAGGCUAACAUAUACAUUAGAAGUAAAGGAGAGCAGUAUGACGUGCUACAGAGAAAACUUGAUGAUGUCACGGCACAGUAUUACUCGUUGGUGGAUUUGUGCCGUCAAAGACGCGCUAAUCUUGAGAAAGCUCGUGCGCUUUACAAAUUCGUCCAGGAUAAUGAAGAAGAGCUUUCGUGGUUAGCUGAAAAAGAACAUCUUUGCCGUCGUGCUUUAGCAGUCAGUGAUAUCGCAGCAGUGCAACAAACUUCACUUCUUUAUAAGAAUACCGAAACGGAAAUGCAGUCACACUGGGCUCGCAGUAAAGACAUGAUGGCUGCUGGUGAACAUCUUAUAGAGAAUGGGCAAUCUCGUGAGGACAUUCAGAGCCGUAUCCAUGAUAUGCAGCAAGGCUGGGAAAGACUUCGUGCUGCUCAUCAAGCAUUGGGGCAGUGGCUUAACCAAGCCAAGCAAGCGCAGCAAUACUUCCAAGAUGCCAAUGAGGCUGAAUCUUGGAUUCGUGAGAAGAUGCCAUUAGUGAAAAGUGACGAUCUUGGUCGUGAUGAAGGCGCUGCAGAAUCACUGUUACAGCGACAUGCACGCCUUGAAGAAGAGAUCCAUGCUUAUAGGGCCGAUAUCGUAAGACUAGAAGAAAUGAGCCACCAGCUCGCUAAUAGCUCCUUCGUUACGGCUACGACAAGCAUGCAAGAGACGGAAGAGGUUACUGUACCGCAGAUUGAAAUGCUGUACAAAUAUGAAGGCAAUGGAAUGUCUGUAAUGAAAGGUGAAGUGUUAGCUCUUCUGGAGCAAUCAACACCUGAAUGGUGGCGCGUCUUGAAACAGGACGGCACGGAAGGAUUCGUGCCGGCUAAUUAUUGCCGAAAAGUUCCAGGUGAAACGGUUACCGUAACCCAAACCACGACUACAGUAAGACCCCAAAGUGACGUUGCCGACAGCCGUCGUGCAAUAGUUGAUCGCCAGAAGAUGAUCUCAUCUGACUAUAGACAACUGAAUAGCCUCGCUGAAGUCAGAAGACGCCUUUUGUCGGAUAAUAUCAAACUUAUGAGGUUCUAUCGUGAAUGUGAUGAGUUCGAAGGAUGGGCUCGAGAAACCGAGGCUGCUCUGUUAGAUGAGCCUAGCGUAGAACAUGUGAAAGCAUUCCGUAAGAAGUUCGAUCGCUUGGAAGCUGAGAUGAAGACCAGCGGCGGCACCCAACUGAAGCAUAUCAAUGUUAUGGCAGAUGAGCUAAUUGGUGAGGGGCACAGCCAGUCGAAACAGAUCGAAGCGCGACAAAGAAAGGUGAAUGCUCUGUGGGCGGAGCUUGAACGUUUACGCGCUAAGCGUGCUGCCAAAUUGGAAACCACCGAAAGAAUUGCUGACUUUGAUUCAUCUUGCGAUGAUACAAGAGAAUGGAUGCAGGGCAAAUUCGACCUCCUUGAUAGAAAUCCAAACGAUUUGAAGAGCCUUCAGAACCUUGAACGUGAUCUCAAACCUUUGGAGGAUAAGAUUCACUACCUAGAAAAGCUGGCAGCCGAGGUCAAAAAGAAAAACCCCGAAGCAGCUGCCGCAAUCGAAAAGAAGAUUGCUCAGCUUCGUGGCCUCCACAAUGAUCUCUUGCGUAGAGCUCAUGAAAAGAUCAAGAUUGCUGAACAAUCUCAAGGCCAAGAAAUGUUCGAAUCUGCGCUGAGAGAUGUAUUGAAUUGGAUUGAUCGCACCAAGAAAGCUCUAUCCGAAGAAGUACGUCCUCUGGAUGUGCAGCAAGCCGAAGACCUCCUCAAGAAGCAUUACGAACUAGGAGAGCAGAUAAAAGACAAGAAAUAUGAAUUGGAGUACGUGCAAGAGCUUGGACACCGUUUACUCGAGAAGAAUCCUCGACUGCGUGAAGUUGAAGCACAGUUGAAUCAUUUGGGAGCGGAAAUGACUGCAGUAAAGAAUAUGUACCGCAUCCGCGACGCUCAGCUGAAGGAACAACUUGAUUUACAACUGUUCAAUCGCGAAGCUGAACGUAUCGAUGCUGCCACAAAGGGUCAUGAAGCUUUCUUAGAUUAUGCUGACCUUGGAGAUUCCGUGGAAUCUGUGGAAAAUCUGUUGAAACGUCAUCGUGACUUGGAGGCUAAGUUAGAUGCUCAAGAGGGCAGACUUGCAGCUUUCUCCAAAAAUGCAGAUGAACUACUCAGAAAUAAGCAUUCUGAAAGCCCCUAUAUAGAUAAGCGCCGUAACGAUGUAAUCGCUCGCCGUGGUGCUGUGCGAAGAAUGGCUGCUGAACGUCGCGCUCGUCUUGAAGCGUCUCUAGAAUACCAGAAUAUGAAGAGAGACGCUGAAGAAAUGAUGUCUUGGAUUCAUGAGAAGAAGAAGCUAGCCAACGACGAGUCCCACCGAGAUCUUACUUCAAUCGCAAACAAGCUCUUGAAGCAUGAAGCCUUCGAGGCAGAAGUCAAAGCGAACGCUCCUCGAAUAACACAGAUCAAUAGACUUGGCGCUGCGCUUAUCAACCAGAGGCACUACGAGUCCCCCAAUGUUGAACGUUUGCUGAAACGAGUCAACGCUGAGUGGGCUGAGCUUUGUGAUGCUGUCAACAAAAAAGGCGAAAAAUUGCGUCAGGCCUCUGAUCAGAAGGGUCUCAACCGCAUUCUUGAAGACGCCCAUGCAAAACUUGACGAACUUGAGACAGUUUUGAGGUCGGAUGAACUGGGCUCGGAUCUAAGAGCUGUCAAGGAUUUGAUCCAGAAACAUUCCGUACUUGAGCAGGAGAUGGGACUGUACGAGAGUAAGCUGACAGACAUCUACAAACGAGGACGAAGAAUGGCUGAAGAGGGUCAUUUUGAUGCAGAUAGAAUCAACUACACUGUAGCAGCUUUACUCAAGAGGUUUGAGGGGCUCAAGGGUCCUGCGGCAGCUCGCCGGGCAGCACUAGAAGAAUCCAGAAAAUGGCACCAACUUGCCUUCGAUGUUGAUUGUGAGCUACAAUGGAUUGCUGAGAAGAAACCGAUAGCAUCAUCCGAAGACACGGGUAGAAAUCUUACUGAAGCACUGAAUAUGGUGAAGAAACAAGAUCAAUUGGAAGCUGAAGUCCAUCAGCACUCCAGUCAUAUCGAGGGUACAAUCAAUCAAGGAGAAGCGCUGAUUCGUGGUGGACACACGGCUGCAAAGCAAAUCAAAGACAAGUGCGAGCAGCUUGCUGGUGCGUGGGCACAUCUGGCUCAUCUUGUAAGAAGACGUCGCCAAGUUGUUGAUUGGGGUGUGAAGGAGCAGCAAUACAUGUUUGAUGCUGCGGAGGUUGAAUCUUGGAUGAAUGAGAAGCGUGCAGCGUUGGAAUCUGAUAACUAUGGACAAGACGAAGAUGCAGCACAGAAACUCUUAGCGAAGCAUCGCGCUCUACAAAAGGAUAUGCAGACAUACCGACAAUGGUUGGACAAGCUUGCUAUCAAGUGCACAGAACUUGUGGAUUCUAGACGCCCAAAUGUCGAGCGCUUCGGAGUGAGACAGAAGGAAUUAGAGACUGAAUUUGAUAGACUAAGUCGACUAGCCGAAGAACGACGUCGUGCUCUCGAGGAUACUGUACAUUUGUUCGAAUACAUGCGAGAAAGCGCUGAUCUUGAACAGUGGAUCAACGAGCAAUUGCAGACAGCAAUGAGCGAAGAAUACGGAGAUGAUUAUGAGCACUUCAAGGAGCUUCAAUCGCGUUUCGAGGAAUUCAAGCAAAGCGUGAGAACUGGCAGUGAACGGUUUGUGUCAUGUGAAGCAGCCGCAAACGCGCUGCUGAGGAGGAACCCACCUUUCGGACGUGAUAUCUUGAAGAAGCAAGAGAAGCUGCGAUCGGUCUGGACGUUGCUCUUGGACUAUAUUGAAUCAAGAGAGUCGAAAUUGGCUGCUGCUGAGGAAUUGCACAGAUUCAACCAAGAUGUAUUGGAGCAUGAAGAGUGGGUCCAUGAUAAGAGGUCGAAUAUGUCGAAGGAUAUGGGAAGGAAUAUUCAACAGGCCAAAUCUUUGAGUCAGAAACAUGAGACACUUGAAAAAGAAGUAGCUGGUAUGGAGCCACGGUUACAGAGACUUCUGGCCGAAUCUGCUCGGCUGAAAGAAGCCUAUCCUGGUGGAAACGCUGAGCAUAUUGCUCAGCAGCAAGUAGAGUUGGCUGAGAGCUGGCAGGACCUGCUGAAUGCCAUCGACGACAGACGUGAUGAGCUGCGUGCAGCUAGGGAUAUGCACCGUUUCAACGCUGAUGUUCGUGAUCUGCUUGCAUGGGCUGAUAUAACUAUCGCAGAUAUGCAAACGGAAAUGCAGGUCAAUGGUUUGCAACAAGCUGAAGCUCUGCAGAAGGAACAUUCGAGACUUCGUGGCGAGAUUGCUGCUAGGGCACCUGAAUUCGAGAAAGUCGCGCGUUCCGGAGAUGCAAUGAUCCAGCGUGGACAUUUUGAUAAAGUAAACAUUGCCAAGAAAGUACAUCAGGUCACAACUGCUUUGGAACGUCUACAAUCAGAAUGGGAUCUUCGCGAAAGUUAUCUAGUACAGUUGGUCCAAUGGCAUGCUCUCCAGCAAGAGGCCAACCAAAUUCUGACCCUCAUUGCAAGCAAGAGGGCUACUUUACGCCAGUUAGCCGUUGGAGGCAGCGUUGCUGAUGUCGAGGGUCAGCAAAAACGUCUGGACACGUUUGCAAAGGCUCUUUCGACUUUGGAUGAGAGAACAAAAGCCUUGGACCGAACUGCAAAUGAACUUAUUGCUAACAAUCAUAUGGAGAAAAACAACAUCGAGAUGUCGAAAAAGAAGGUGCACGACGCACUUUCUCUACUUCACAGUGACGUGGAACAGCGUCAUUUACUACUGAAUGAUGCAUUUAUGGUGGCUACAUUUGACCGUGACGUCGCCGAUACUGAAGCUUGGAUUGAUGACAAACUCAAAAAUAUCCGCCUGGAAAAGGAACGCCAGGGACAAUGCACUACGAUUGAAGAUAAAAUGAGACGUCUUCAGAAACAUCAAGCUCUAGAGGCGGAGUUGGCGGCUAACCGUAAACGCAUUGACCAAGUUCUACAGCGUGGAAAAGAAUUGCAGUUGAAGCAUCGUGAUGCUGGAAUUUCUGGUCGCUGCGAUGGCUUGUACAAUCGUUGGAACUUACUGGUAGAUGCUUGCGCCGAGCAGUCUCGAGCUCUUGAGGAAGCUCGCGAUCUACUCACUUUCAGACAACUUGUCGAUCGCGUUUUGCUAUGGGUCCAUGAAAGAGAGUUGAUGGUGAAUGCAGCUGAUAUGGGAAAAGAUCUCGAGCACUGUAGAAUACUUCUUGAUCGACUGGAUGGUACACAAGCCGACUCUUCUGUUGAUGAACAAACCUUGGAUCAAAUCAAUCGCCUUGGAGAGAAGCUGAUUGGACAAGGAAGGACAAGCCGUGAAGAAGUGCAACAACAACAGCAGCUUCUGAAUCAGACGUGGAACUCCCUACAAGGAAAGUUGGCCUCCUAUCGCAGAGAGCUUACAGCAGCACUAGAGGUCCACGCUUUCAAUCGCGAUGUUGACGAUACCAAUGAAAGAAUUCAUGAAAAAAUUGCUGCAAUGAGGAGCGAUGACUAUGGACGAGACUUUGCAUCUGUUGACGCGUUACUGCGUAAACAGACUGCUUUGGAAAGAGAUAUGAGUGCUAUACAUCAAAAACUCAUCGCUCACGACAAAGAUGCGCAAGCAAUUCUUGCUAAGAAGCCACCGCUCAAAAACACCAUUCUGGAUUCCUUGAAAAAGCUCGAAGAGAGCUGGAAAGAACUAAGUCAAGCCGCUGAACUACGUAAUGAAUGCUUGGAUAAAUCCUACAAACUGUACAAGUACAUCGACCAAGUCAAAAAAGCAGAACAAUGGGCAGCGCAGCUGCGAAACAAGAUGACUUCAUACCAGACACCUAAGACUACUGCUGAAGCUGAACAGUUGAUUGCACAACAUGCUGAGCGACGUGCUGAGAUUGACGGACGUCAGGAUGAGCUACAUAUCCUACAUGAAGAAGGUCAACGCUUAAUUGCUGAGCAACCAGAGCACAAACCAGAGGUGCAAAGAGCUCAUAAGAGAGUGCAGAACUCCGAACAUCAGCUCAGGCAAACAUGGGAGGCUGAAAAGGCAUCACUCCAACGAACUCUGGAAUGGCUCCAGUGGUGUGACCAAGCUGGCAUGUGCGAAAGAUGGCUGGCUGACAAAGAAAAUCUGCUCAAACAAGGUGAUAUUGGAGAUACUCCGGAUGCGGUACAGCUGUUGAUCAAAUCGCAUGAUGCUUUCGAAGAAACUGUGAAAAAGCAAAGUGAGAAACUAGAAUGUCUCAAAGUUGACGCACAGAAGCUGAUGUCCAGUGACAAUGAAUAUCGCGGAGAUAUCGCAGCAAGGUGUGACGAAGUGAUGCAACGCCAUGCCAACAUGCUGGAAGCUUCAUCAAUGAGGCGUAUGCUCCUGGGUGACAGCAAAAAAUACCAUGAAUUCAUUCGCACCUGUGGUGAACUAAUCACCUGGAUCAAUGCCAAGCUGCAACUUGCUUAUGAUGAAUCCUACCUCGAUCCAACAAACCUCCGAUCGAAACUGCAGAAACAUUUAGCCUUCGAUUCCGAACUGACUGAGAAUGAGAAGCGGCUGGUGGCUGUGGAAGCACAGGGUGAACAACUGAUCAAGGAAAAGCAUUUUAUGAGCGAGCAAGUUCGUGCUCAACUUGGUGAGCUUCGAAGUGGUUGGGAUGAACUGCGCACAAAGUCAGCUUUGAAGACGCAGAGACUCCGAGAAGCGUAUGAAGCUCAUACGCUUCAGCGUAAAGUUGAAGAUAUGGAAAGAUGGCUAGAUCGUAUUGAAGGAGAACUGGCAACCGAAGAUCAUGGCAGAGAUCUCCUCUCCGUUGAACAUCUCAUGAAGAAAUUGGACGCGCUGGACGCUGAAAUCCGUGGACGAGCAGAUGCUGUCAACGAUCUGAUGCAGAAAGCUCGAGAAAUCAAAACGCUUGGUUCACCUACCUCAGAUGCAAUCCUUGGAGCUGCCGAACAAGUUGUUGCACGAUAUUCUUCCCUUAAUGAGCCUGUACAGAUCAGAAGAGAUAAUCUUCGCGAUGCUCACGCUUUAUAUGAAUGGACUGCUUGCGCUGAAGAAGAGCUAGAAUGGUUAGCUGACAAAAUGCCACUAGCAAAGAGCCAGGAGUGUGGUGAUAGUCUAACGGCUGCACAAAGUUUGCAGAAAAAGCAUAUAGCGCUCGAAAAGGAGUUGGACUCGCGCCAAACUGGAAUUCAUGAGAUCGAGUCGAAAGGAAUGGCUAUGAUUCGUGCGAAACACUUUGCGGCACCACAGAUUGAGAAGACGAUUGACACUUUGUCAUCUGCUAUGUUAUCAAUCAAGGAUGCAGCAUCACAGAGAAGAAUUCGUCUACAGCAAGCUGUCGACAGUCAUCAGUACUAUACUGAAGCGGCAGAGGCCGAGCAAUGGAUUAGGGAUCAGAUGCCUGUUGCCACCAACCAGGAAACAGGCCGUGAUCAGGCAGCUGCUGAAGGAUACCUGAGAAGACUGACUGUCCUUGACAAAGAAGUUGCGAAGUUCAGAGAUGAGAUAGAACGACUGCGAGGUCGAUGUGAUUCGUUGCAAGACCAUCAGAAUGCAAAUCAAAUUGCUGCUCGACAAGUCAAGCUAGAGAGUGCCUAUGCUGAUCUAGUGAAGGAGUGUAACAGAAGACGAACACAGCUCGUGGAUGCUGGACGUUACCACAGGUUUGUGCGACAAGUCGAUGAUCUGUCUGACUGGCUCCAUGAUAAAGAACACCUGGCUUCGUCGGAAGACUAUGGUCGCGAUUUAGAAGACUGCGUACAACUUACCGAAAAGUUUGAGACCGUAGUGCGUGAGCUGGCGGCCGCUGGAGAACGAGUUGCUGCUGUACAAAGAGCUCAAGAAGAACUGCUUAGAAGUGGCCAUCCCUACGCUGCAUCCAUCCGCGCCAAAGGAACUGAUCUCAACAGCUUGUGGACCUCCGUCAAUGAGGCGGCAACUGAACGACAGCAAGCUUUGGCUGGGGCACGACAAGUGCAUAGAUUCGAUCAGGAAGCUGAUGAGACGCUGAACUGGCUUGGUGACAAAGAAGCGACCGGUGUAGCUAUGGAAAACGAAGAUCUUGCUCAUGCUGACUUAGCAACGAUAAAAGUGCAAAUGCAGCGCCAUGAUGAGUUCGUACACGGGAUGAGAGCUGUUGAGAAGCAAGUCGCUGAACUAUGCCGGGAAGCUGAGCGCUUAUGGACAGCGUUCCCGAACACUCGCGAACAUCUUGAAGUACGUAAAAUGGACAUGGAAGAGCAGUUGAAGGAUAUCUUGGAAGGAACAAGAAGACAUCAAGAGAGGCUGCAGCAUAUGGAGAGCCUCCAGGCAUACUUCCAAGAAUAUCGAGAGUUAAUGCAGUGGAUGAAGACGAUGCAAGCGAUGAUGACGUCAGAACAACUUCCUAGAGAUGUUGCUGGUUGUGAAGCGCUAGCCCGGCGUCAUGAUGAGUAUAACUUGGAAAUGCAAGGUCGCAAAUCUCAUAUCGAUGAGUUCAAUCGUCAAGGAAAACAAAUGAUCCAGUCAGGACAUGUGCUCUCUCAAGAGAUCAAUGAAAAGGUAGAGACCCUUGAAAGGUCUUGGGCUGUACUGCUUGACGUGUGGAAAGAUCGUAAUGAGCUUUACCUUGAAAAUAUGGAUUGUCAACGAUGGAAACAGAAUGCUGCACAGCUUGAGCAAUGGUUGUUGGAAAGAGAACGAUUGCUUGGUGACGAUUGGCGCCAUAUCGACACCGUCGAGAAUGCCGAAACGCAGAUUCGUGACUACGAUGACUUCCUGAUUACCCUGGACGCCCAAUCAGAUCGAUGUGAUAUGGUGAAACGACUUACUCUAAUUGAGCAAAGCUUCAGUCGCCUCAGGAAGAAGGAGGUUGAACGAUCUCGUAUUGCCGAAGAAGAUCAGAAACGACGUGAUACCAUCAAAGUGGUCGAGAAAGGACAAAUCCUUGCUAACAGAAGACAGGAGAGAGAAAGGAGAAAGACGCAAGAAAUCUCUCUGCUACGCCCCAAUCAGAGCGAGGAUUAUUCAAGCCAAACCCUGCCGAAGAAAGAGCGAGCAGAACGCAGCAAAACCACUGCACUUGGUGAGAGUGUAUCAAUUGGUGGUCCAUCAACCAUAGUCGCACCGAGUGUAAAUGCUCCAGCCAAUGUGUCAGCUGUAGAGGUUGAUAUGAAGAAAACACCAUCAUUCACUACUCGAAGAGGAAAUUCAGUGACUAGGAGUAGCAGCAGUCGCUGGGAGGACCUAGGAGCGAUUGAUAUGAGAGGUUUUGUCGAUCGCAAACAAGAUCUACAAAGUGGUGGUAAGAAGGCAACAAUUAGAUCAUGGAAGAAUUACUAUUCUAUCCUUUGUGGCCAAUUGAUGUGUUUCUUCAAGGACGAAGCUGGUUUUUAUGAUAAUAUCGCAGCUGCACCACCUGUCUAUAUCUAUGGUGCCAGAUGCGAACCUUUCCCAGAGUAUGUGAAGAGGAAGCAUGCCUACAGGCUUGCUACCCAAGAUGGUGCUGAGUAUGUAUUUGCAUGUGCCGAUGAGCGACAAAUGCUUGAAUGGGUCGCAAAGAUCAAGUUCCAUGCUGAGCUCACACCCAGCAAUCAGCUGAAGUCAUACAAUUAUCACGCAUCAGAAACGUUGCCGAUCGCACCUCCAUUGCGACGUUAUGAAUCGCGAUCUAGUAGCGAUGAAGCUCCACCAAUUCCAGCAAUUCGUCAGAGCUUCAGAGAUGAAACGUCGCGUCCAACGUCACGAGUGUCUGCAUUUGAUUCAUAUGAUGGAACAUUAGAACGCACUGGAAGCACUGUUGGACGAACGUCAACGACGAUGUCUAUGACAUCGCGACCAUCUCCAACCCCAAUGUCUAUGCGUCCGCCAUCAUCCACAAAUGGAUAUAUGGAAACCCUGGUAUAUCAAGAACAUGCCACAUCAGCGUACAGACGUGAAACUACCCCAUCAAGCCGUGAUCGUGAUAAGGAAACUGUCGAGUUCAUCUCGUGGGUAGAGGAUAACCAGUAUGGUCGACAAACGCCCAGUACGCAACCUGUAACACCCUCAUCACAAAACGAUACCGAUUCGCUGAAGAGCGAAAAGAAGCGCUUCUCCUUGUUUGGUAAACGUGGAUCGAAGUCUCAGAAGUGAGACCAUUCAGUGCUGAACGAAAAAUUUUCCUUCCAUCGAAAGUAAUAGAGGUCACUUUAAUUCUGAGUUUCUGUCACAUUACCACUUAAUGAAUGCCUCAUUAUGCCCAGACGCCUUUAAUGUACGACUUUCGAUUUGUUCAUUAUCGAUAUGUUGUUUUGUUGUCCCAGUUGAACCAUUCCAUAUGCUGUCUUAUCUCUCUAUCUCUCACUUCUAAAAUUUUUUCUCUUUUGUACACAACGUUUUCAUUGGUUUCAGUCGUUAUAUUGCGUGUUUCUCUAGAGUUUUGUUUUCCCUUAAAGUGAUCAGAUUUAUAUGUGUAGCUCAAAAAAGCGUGUCUUGAGUGUGUACUGCUCCAUGCAUAUCACAUUUCUUUUCUCCAAUUCUAUCCUUUAUUUGAGUGUAGGUGAAGCUUGCUGUAACAGAGGCACAAAGCAUACCGUCUAGCCCGAUGAUGUUAUUGCUGAUCAAUGUGCGACUGUCUGCGAAGAAGUUUUUAAUAAUCAGAAUAAAUUAUAUUUUUA
Messenger RNA from Cylicocyclus nassatus, 12569 nucleotides. The record is from the annotation of a GenBank genome assembly. NCBI's taxonomy places the organism in Eukaryota, Metazoa, Nematoda, Chromadorea, Rhabditida, Strongylidae.